AACCGUAGUAAAUCUGCCCCUAGGUUUACUAAAGAAUCUUUAAACUAUUAUACUUAAUAAUUUAAACUAUUAAACUACAAUAGCAUUGUUUGUCUCCAACAUCAUAGCUGGGAUCGAGGACAAGGUACAGUUUUAUUAUUACAGAGAAAAAAUUUAAUUUUGAAUUCAAGAUUAAUAUUAAUUAAUUAUAUGAUUAAUAUUGAGAGGAUUGGAGGAUGGCAACCCUGCUGUGCAACUCUGCAGUGCGGAGGAUGGGGGUGCAGGGACUUUUCAGGGCAGGUACCAAUGUAGUUUUGGGUGGGGGAAGGUAAUUGGUUAAAAUUUUGUUCUUUUUUGGCAGUCAAAGCAAAUGCCUGAUUUUUGCUUAAAAAAAAGGAACAGCAUUAAAUAUAUUUUGCAGUGACAAAUGUAACGUGUCAGUACACAGAUUUUCAAGUACACUUUGUACAACUUAUUUUGAAAAGCAAAAAAAAAAAACAUUGCUACCAAAACAUGGUUAGUACCCUAAACCAGUAGCAGUGCCAGCAGUGCAAAAAUUCAGAAAGCCAGCACAGCUGCACAAUUCACAAACGCAUGCACGUGGGUCUAUUCAUGUUUGCAUCAGUUUAUACCGGGACAUGAAGCAGCCUUCACUAAGCUGCAAAGACUUUGUUUCCAGCCAGACUGAUAUAUUGCAGUACUCAGAAGCAAUGUCCCUGUUAACCCGCUCAUUACCAGCCGGCUAUUCAAAUGAAUUCUGCCUUUCCCCUUCAUGAAACAUACACUGUACACUGACUUUGCAAUAACCACAUAAUGCUUGGAUAUGUACAUUUGAUUUCAUUUGGGGAUACAUACCCACAUAGGUUAUUUAUCUAUUACUUAGAUUUUUCUAUAUAAUCUUCACAUUCUAUACUAUUUUUGACAGUGAAAUUCACCCCUUUUCAAGAGGAAUGCUCAGGGGUUGCUGGGUGUUAUACAUAACACAAACUUGUACUAGAUACAUUCCACAAACACACAUAGUAUACAUUACUAACAAAACAAAUUAAUAAUAAAAUAACACGCAAAACGUUUAAUUUGUUGUGCUUUGAAACUAUUAGCGUUUGUUUUAUAAGGAUUAAAGUAAAGCACUAUCCAUUCCUUCAAGUAAAGCAUUGCCCAUUCCUUCAUAAUGUUGGUCUGCUUGCUUCUUAUAAGUGUGCACUUGGAUCCUAUAUUAUUAUUAGAUUAUUUUUGUUUAUAAUGCUGUAACAUAUUCCUCAUCACUGUACUAUAGCAGUGCGUAUGCAUCAAUAUGACAUACAAUGCUGUUUGAUACGGGAGGUAAGAGGAUCUGGCUAGAGCUUACAAUCUAAAAAGUAUAACCAACAUACUGUAUAACCAUAUUCCCUCCUUUAGAUUUGCACGAUGUAGCACUAUGAAUAUCAGUUUUAAUUAUACAAGCUGGAAUAGCAAUAGUGGGGGGGGGGAUCAGUUUCCAGGUGUUGCUACAAUUCCCAGCCCUCAGUCUCACAGUGGGAUUUGGGAGUUGUAGCUAAAUAACAUCUAAAUGAAUACAGGGUGGCAUUCUCUUUUCAAAAGUUAAAAAGUGGGGGAAAAUGUCUGUGUAGAUCUUUGGCAAUGCGAACAGGACAAUCUGACUGCCCUUAGGAAUCCUUGUCAGCUGAGCAGAAAAUGACUUUAAUCCUUGUUUUCCCUUGCCUGCCCCUGUGGACUGCUGCUGCUGUGAGUAAGCACUGAAGGGACGCAUGCAGUCACAAGCCUGUCACAAUGCUAAGAGCAGAUCAGAGGUUGAUGAGGAGAGCAAGACUUUUCUCAACAAAACUUUUCUGAAGCUGAUCUCACCCCCCCACACACACCUUUUGAUUCCUUUUGCAUGCUGGUAAUUUCUACUUUGUUUCCCUACCCUGUAUAAACUAUAACUUGUACUUGCUCAACCACAGUGCAGACAGGACUGAACAUCAGGGGGAAGCAGGACACAUUCUUUCCAGGUUAAGCUAAGGAGAAGGAUAUUGGGUUAAGAUGGAGUUCCUCUGGUUAGGAUGACGUUUUAAUGCCACUGGAAUCUCAUAUACUAUACAUAUAUAUACUUGGUGGAGGAGGGGAGAGCACAAAAGUGAAGGGAGGGUUUAAGGGUAGUGAGGAGGGAGGGGGAGAUGAGACACUCAGGAACUAUGAAAGCAACACUUCCCUUGGAAAAAAUGACCAUUCAGUGUGAGUCUGAUCUGCUGUGACAGUCACUUACGAGCAUUUUUCUUUUCAUGUUUUUUUUUUUUUUUGCUCAUUUCCACUCUGGCUGGUUAGUCUCAGCCCCGGACAAUUAACAGCUGAAGAAAAUAUGACAGGACACACGCAAAAGAGGUUGGGAGAUAGAAGGGAAGGAAUGCACCAGAGCGGAGACACAACUGACUUUGCCUUCUUGUAGAAACUGCCAGAUAUUUUUCCCCCUGGGUGUCCCUCUCCCACCUCUAAUGUAUUUAUUAUUAUUUUUUUUUUUUGAGCACUGUGUGUUGAAGGCCAGAAGUGAGAUCUGACAGAGAGCCCAGAGCAGCUCAUGGCCAUCCGAUGUACACUUGUAAAUUGCACUUGCGAAUGUUUCCAGCCUGGGAAGAUUAACGUAAGAACCUGUGACCAGUGUAAACAUGGCUGGGUUGCUCAUGCUUUGGACAAGCUCAGUACGCAACACCUCUACCACCCUACACAAGUUGAAAUCGUACAAUCCAAUGUGGUGUUUGACAUUAGCAGCCUUAUGCUGUAUGGCACACAGGCUGUGCCUGUGCGACUCAAAAUUCUCCUGGACCGGCUUUUCAGUGUCCUGAAACAAGAAGAAGUACUACAUAUCUUACAUGGUCUGGGAUGGACAUUACGGGACUAUGUCCGUGGAUACAUACUUCAGGAUACUACUGGCAAAGUCCUGGACCGCUGGGCUAUUAUGUCGAGGGAAGAGGAGAUCAUCACACUCCAGCAGUUCCUCAGGUUUGGAGAGACCAAAUCCAUUGUGGAGCUCAUGGCCAUCCAAGAGAAAGAAGGGCAGGCUGUGGCUGUGCCCUCGUUAAAAGUAGACUCUGACAUAAGAACUUUUAUUGAAAACAACAACCGCACCAGGAGCCCAAGUGUUCUCUCCCAAAUGGAGAACAGCAACCCUUCCAGCAUUCACCACUUUGAAAACAUGCCCAAUAGCCUUGCUUUUUUGCUUCCAUUCCAAUAUAUCAAUCCAGUAUCUGCUCCUAUGCUUGGAUUGCCUCCAAAUGGCCUCAUGCUGGAGCAUCCAGGACUGAGGUUACGUGAACCCAGCAAUUCCAAUCAAAAUGAAUGUGAAGAGACAAGUGAGUCUGAAGUCUCCCCAAUGCCUUAUAACAUAAAUGAGCAACCAUCUAGCAGAAAUGCCUUGAGUAGCAUCACAAAUGUAGAGCCAAAAACAGAGCCAAGCAAUGCCUCUCCCUCUCAACCUACUACACCAGAGAAUGAGCUAAAUAAAUCUGAAUACACCAAAACUUCCUUCAAGUUUCAUAGAAUGAGAAGAAUGGGUUCUUCAUCAAGGAAAGGCAGGGUAUUUUGCAAUGCAUGUGGCAAAACUUUCUAUGACAAAGGAACCUUAAAGAUCCACUAUAAUGCAGUUCAUCUUAAAAUUAAACACCGAUGUACCAUUGAUGGCUGUAACAUGGUUUUCAGCUCCCUCAGAAGUCGCAACCGGCACAGUGCAAACCCAAAUCCCCGGCUACACAUGCCGAUGUUAAGGAACAAUAGAGAUAAAGAUUUAAUUCGUGCAACAUCAGGGGCUGCUACACCUGUAAUAGCAAGUACAAAAUCCAAUCUAACAUUGACUAGCCCUGGCAGACCUCACCUGGGUUUUUCAACCCCUCCUCUUGACCCUAUAUUGCAAAACACACUUUCCAACCAGCUUGUAUUUCCAGCUUUAAAAACUGUGCAGCCUGUUCCUCCCUUUUACAGAAGUCUAUUAAACUCGGGAGAUAUGGUAAGCCCCCCAACAUCACUACCUACUAGUCCUAUAAUGCCAUCAUCUUUAGGAGUGGAACAGCCUCUUCCUCCUCCUCCAUCUCUACCUCCACCCUCAGAGUUAUCAGGGUCUGUGACUGGUAUAACAACACAAGAUUCUAAUACAGACCAAGCACCUAAAAAGAAACCCCGUAAGUCUAGCAUGCCUGUUAAAAUUGAAAAGGAAGUCAUUGAUACGGCAGAUGAGUUUGAUGAAGAAGAUGAAAAUAUUGACCAUGGUCUAAUGACAAAUGACAUUGGUCACGACAGUCAUUCCCAAGAUGAUAUGAGUCCUGGAUUGUCUGUGAAUAGUUUUUCAAAAAAUGGUGGAAACAGGUGUAUAAGGAGGACAGACACAAGGGCCAAUAGUGUAACUUCUGAAGAUCAGGAGCAUGAGAGAGAUUUUGACAAUGAGUCAGAGUCUUCUGAGCCAAAGUUUUAUGAUGAACCCAUGGAAGAUGACCGCUUUCCUCUUCCUAAAGAAAACAGUAUAAGGUCUAUGAUGGACAAUGAUAAGUCAUAUGAAAAUCACAUUGGCUGUCAUCAACAAGCUGUUAUAAAGGUGAAAGAAGAGUUUACAGAUCCUGCCUAUGACAUGUUUUAUAUGAGCCACUAUGGACUAUACAAUGGGAGCAGUGCCAGCAUGGCUGCUCUGCAUGAAAGUUUAGCUUCUUCUUUGAACUAUGGAAGCCCUCCAAAAUUCUCUCCAGAGGGUGACUUAUGCUCAAGCCCAGAUCCUAAAAUCUGCUAUGUGUGUAAAAAGACUUUUAAGAGCUCAUACAGUGUUAAACUGCAUUACAAAAAUGUCCAUUUAAAAGAGAUGCAUGUCUGCACUGUGACUGGCUGCAAUGCUGCUUUCCCCUCAAGAAGAAGUAGAGACAGACACAGUUCCAACAUUAAUCUCCAUCGCAAAUUGUUGACUAAAGAACUGGACGAGAUGGGGCUGGACUCCUCUCAGCCUGCACUCCGUGAUGAGUUCUUGGCAAAGAUCUAUGGUGGUCAGCAUCCCUUGGGGCUAGAUAUUAGAGAAGAAACUACAUCUCCAGUCGGAACAGAGGAUUCCCACAUCAAUGGCUAUGGACGAAGCCUAGCAGACGACUACAUGGUCUUAGAUUUAAGCACGGCAUCCAGCGUCCAGUCCAGCAGCAGCAUUCAUUCCUCUAGGGAGUCUGAUGUUGGCAGUGAUGAGGGCAUUCUCUUGGAUGACAUAGAUGGGGCAAGUGACAGUGAGGAGUCAUCUUACAAAGCUGAUGCUGGUCCACAUGUCACUGGACAAGGAUGUGAUGGAAUGGAACCUUCCAUGUACUACAGCUCUGCUGUGAGCAAUGGUGGGAUAAUGUGCAACAUUUGUCACAAAAUGUACAGCAACAAAGGGACUCUGCGGGUACAUUACAAGACUGUGCACUUACGAGAAAUGCACAAGUGCAAAAUUUUGGGGUGCAACAUGAUGUUCUCUUCCGUACGCAGCCGUAACAGGCACAGUCAGAAUCCUAACCUCCAUAAAAACAUUCCUUUUCAUUCUGUGGAAUAGUUUCCAGAUGGACACUGCAAAUCCCAUCUCUGGCAGGGCACACACCUGAACUGCUCUAUAUUUAUAUAUAAACGUACAUAUAUUAAAAUGUAUAUGUAUGUUGUAUAUCUAUAUAUAAAAAUCUAGAUAUAUAUUCUUUUUUAACUAAAAGGUAAAAAAAAAAACACUAGGUGCUUUUUUAUUUUCAAUUGGGGAUGAAAUUACCCUCAAGAGGACUACAUGAAAAAAAAAAUCACAACAAACAACCCAUUUUGUUAUGGAAUGAAGUCCUUGUUUAUCUCCAGAGAUAGUGUCUUAAUAUACCAGUGACUGUUGCUUGCAAAAGAAAAUACAAAAUGUCAAAAAAAAAAAUCCAAGACUUGUUUUCCACAGGUCAGUGUGUAUUCUGGGGGAAGACUCAAACAAGCAUGGCAGGUCCACCUGUAAAUAUGAAGCUACAAUGGGUGGACAUUAAUUAACAAUUGUCUCGGUGGUUGUGGAGCUAGGGUCCCUUUUUGCAACUCCAUCCAAAUUGUAUGCAGUAAAAUAGAUACUUUUUAGCUUUUGUCAUUUGUUUUCGCUUUAAUGCACAUUUUGCAACACAAACCCCCGAAAACACAUCCAUGUUUUUAACUACCUUCUAAAUCUAGAUUUACCCCGGUGUUGCACGGUUACAGCACUAACAAUGAAUUGAUAUUUUCUUUUGUCAUUUAAAAUUAUUUGUGUAAAAGCAGUCAUGCACUUUGUUCUCCAAACACUAUGUAGUCCUAUCCUUCUUUUUUUUACCCUUCAGUGUCAAAGGACAUUCCCACCAGGCACCAUAAUACUGCUUAAGGUACUGAAGUAGCUCAAGCCAUUCACUGUAGAUGCUUUGGCUAAAGAGGACAGGUCAGUGAAAGGGCAUGGUUGCCAAAUAAAAAUAAAAGUAUUAACAGAGUUUUGCAAAAUACUAGAGAGGAAAACUGCCAAGUUUGCACAUGUCAAGUGAAUUUCAUAAAAAUGCUGUUAAGCUGCAAGCCAUAUUUUGUCAGCCUCCAGAAAAAGAUAAACUUAAGUAUUACAGAAAAAUAACUUACAGUAAAAUAAAAUGAUUUUUUUUUAUCUGGAAUCCAGAAAAUGCUCAUAUUCAUAUUGCACAGUUAGAAUUUGGGGCCACACAUAGUAGGUGGAGCACUUGAUGUUAUGAAAUCAAUAAGGUCUGGGAUGGAGUACUGCAACAUCAUUAUGACUUGUAUUGUGUUUAUUUGUAUACUGUGGCCAACCCAUGUAGACAUAAAUAAUAUUUCUUCAUAUCCCAUCAAGUACAGUGAUAAUGGGGUGUUGUCAGCUGACGACUGUAUACAGCCACACAGUUAGAAAAAGAUUUUUCAAUCGGCGCAUGAUUUAUCAUAAUUUUAUGGCUUCUACCUGUGUAGAACUGACAUUUUUAACACAAUUAUCCUUAAUAUAGGAUGACAGUUUCUAGCUUGGAAAAUUCUCAGUAAGCUGCUAUAAUAACAUUGAAGGAUGUAGCUUAAUAGGUCAAUUAAAGAAAGCAAAUCACUCUUAAAUUAUAAUUAAUAGACGUAUAUUUUAUGGGACAACAACAUUCCAAACAACUUUUAACGAGGUACAAGUCAUUGAAUGCAAGAAAGUUGAACUUAGACUCAAUACUGGUUAUUUAAUGGGCUCAGGCAGUGCUAGUUAUAGCUAACAGGCCUCAUAACUGGAAUAAUUAGCUGACUAAACAGGCUCUCGCCUGUUAAAGAGCUUUACCUGCAUUUUCACAUCAGGUAAAAUAGAUUAUGUUACAUGGCCCUUACAUUGGGUAGAGAUUGUAAUAGAUCCAGCUGUGGUUAGCAGGGCCUUGUGACCUUACUGCUCUUCCAUUGAUCCCCACAUCAGGACACACAGACCAGAAAUGCUCAUAAUGAUGAUGAAGGCACAUGCUUGACCUCAGAUGGAAACAUUCCUGUCUGCAGUGGGAAAUUAAAAAGGAAGUAUAUCAGUAUAUAAAUGUUUCUAGAUUUCCUGAGGGAUUUUACAGAAAACAACACUUAGAAAUAUAUUACAAAGCGCAAGGCACUUUCUGAAAACCUUUAUAUUUGUUUCCGGUGUUUACGCAUUUCGACUGAGCUGGUAAGCCACAAUUCCUGCUUGCAAGACCACCAACUGUACAAGCAGAAGGAUAUUUACACAAGUUCACCAUUCUGCCAAACCUAGAGAUUUUUUUUUUUUUUUUAUAAAUGUUGUAGCCUCUUUCAGCCUGUUUUCCACAUGAUACCUCGAUAUACAAUAUGAGCUUAUAAAGUUUCUUGUGUAUUACAGUAUCUUUCUGCAUCUGAAUGUCAUGUUUUUAGGUUACAGCAUUAUAUGUUAUAAUUAUCCAUGCCUUCAUUUUUUUUAAGUGUUUAAGCAAAUGUCUCAUGUUUGCCAAAGGAGUUUAUUAUAUGCAUCCUAAUUGUUUUAUUUUUACUUUUUGCUCUUAUUUGAUGUAUUGUACAGAGCACUUGUUAUGGAUUCAAAACAUAUGCAUUGCUAGCAGACAAGACAGUAUUUACAUUGACACUGAUUGCUAAAACCUUGCUUUGUUAGCAAAGAACUCUUGAAAAAUGCCCAAAAGGAAUGAUCAUUUUUGUUUCUUUCUGGGUGCAUAGUGAUUAAAGACUGAAAAUACUUGUGAAAUCAGUAAAAAGACUUUUUCUUAAUUUAACGUUACAUAUGUCCGACCCUAAUGUUUACUGAGAAAAGCUGAGGAAUUUUUUGAUGACCUUUUUUUUUUUUUUUUUAAAUUGUCACUGAGUUUUAAGUACUACUCUCGGUUCAAAUGAAUAGCAUUCAGCUUAGUUUUUAUACUGUUCAUGUAUACUGUAUGUGUUUGUUUAAUUGCAACCGGAUUAAGUAAAGUGUACUCUUCUUGCCGAGAUUGUACGUGUGUUGGUGAUAACAUUCCGUUACACUGCCCUUGGCCUGACCUUCAAAAGCUGAAAUGCAAUAUUAUCUUUUAAAAAGAAUAUGAACAAUUUUCUCAAAGACACAGUUUUCACUGUAUGAUACAAACAUGUUUUAAUAAUAAAAGGAAAAAAAUGGUGAUA
This is a messenger RNA of Xenopus laevis (African clawed frog), 8556 nucleotides long. It is a transcript of the gene bnc2.S, whose product is annotated as basonuclin 2 S homeolog. Gene Ontology annotation, cellular component: nucleus. The record is from RefSeq and is a predicted model, not a curated record. The transcript is spliced from 5 exons. NCBI's taxonomy places the organism in Eukaryota, Metazoa, Chordata, Amphibia, Anura, Pipidae. Gene Ontology annotation, biological process: regulation of DNA-templated transcription. The coding region runs from base 2531 to 5503 and encodes 990 amino acids.